UUUCGUUUAUACCGAUAUAGCAUAUAUUUUGUAUAAGUUAAACAUGCGUGUUUAUAGUUCAUAAUUUAAAAUUUGGCUGUCUUUUUGUUGAAAAGUAAGGAUUUGAGAAUUACUGAUGACUUACCAUGGGGAUAACAUUUGGAAAAAAGAAGAAAGUUGUUCGGACAAUUGUACUAACCCCACCAACACUGGGUAUAGAGGAAGAGGUGAUCUUACACAAGCCUUCAAAACAGACCAUACAACAAGGGACCGCCAUCAGAGAUAAAAAUGUUCCUCUGUAUAUCCGGAAGUUGCACACAUGGGCUUGGGAAAACGCGCAUCAUCACCAUACAAAGAAAUUUACAUUACCAAAGUCAGGAACCCUUGUAGUUCGGAGAGGUCAGCCGUUCAAAAUAACAUUGACCUUCAACCGUCCAUAUAACUCUCUGAACGAUGAACUAAAAUUUUACUUUGAAACAGGAGACAAACCCUUGCCCGGAAAUGACACAAUGAUAUGUAUGUCGUCAUACACUUCCCAAGGUUCCAGUGGAUGGAAAUCUGACUUCCUUCCGGUCAUUGGAACUAAAAACAGGGACUGCAUUGAAGCGAACCUGUGGAUCUUCACCCCUGCAGACUGUAUCGUGUCUGACUGGAAGUUUUCCUUACAGAGUAUCUUACGGACGGAGACGGAAACUGCUACGGUAACAUACGAACAUCCGGACAGAAUCUACGUACUCUUCAAUCCUUGGUGCAAAAACGAUGCUGUGUAUCUGCCAGCAGAGCCUCUUCUUGAUGAAUAUAUUAUGAAUUCCGCCGGCAUCAUGUUUACAGGUUGUAGAAAACGAAUGAACGUCAAACCUUGGGUAUUUGGUCAGUUUGAGAGUGGUAUUUUAGAAGCGUGUUUAUACAUCAUCAAACGUGGCUUCAAUUUCCGCACAAACCAAUCUAUGGGUGACCCAGUUGCCGUUACAAGAAAUAUAUCUGCAAUUAUAAAUGCUGAAGACAAUAAUGGCGGUGUUCUAAAAGGAAGAUGGUCAACGAACGACUUUACGGACGGACGUCCUCCGACUACCUGGAGCGGAAGUGUCGCCAUACUGAAACAAUAUCUAGAAAAUGUCCUUGCAUGUAAGGGAGAGAACCCAGAACCAGUCAGAUAUGGGCAGUGCUUCGUCUACGCUGGACUUGUUGCUACCAUUUGUAGGGCAGUUGGAAUACCAUGUAGAUGUGUGACCAAUUACAACUCCGGGCGCGGGACAGACGGUCGGUUAGCUAUAGAUUUCUACUAUGAAAUCAAGGAAGAUGGAACUAUAGAAGAAGUUGAAGAUGACGAUGAUGAGAGUGAUGACCUUGUCUGGAAUUUCCAUGUAUGGAAUGACGUGUGGAUGAGGCGUACGGAUGUUGCCAAACCUUGCAAUGAGCCUGACUGGCAGGCCCUGGAUGCCACACCUCAAAUAUCUAGCACAAAUGGUCUUCACAGCUGUGGACCAGCUCCACUUCAUGCUGUCAAAAACGGACUGACGGACAUCAGAUAUGACGUCAGUUACAUAUUUGCUGAAGUGAACGCCGACGUUUUACAUUGGUUAAAGGUCGACAUGGGCAACUGGACGGUGUUCAAUGUUGAGGAAACAAGAAUAGGGCAGUCUAUCAGUUCUAAAACUCCUGACGGUCGACCAGCAAUUCUUUCGUAUAAAUACAAUCUGGCAGAGAUGAGUAGAAUCAGACAGGAUGUCACCAGUGACUACAAAUACAAGAAAGGUACAAAGAUGGAGAAAGAAGUGGUACAGAGACCUGCCAGGAAAGCAAGACCCAUGCACAGAUGUAAAGCUAAAGAUAUCCAGUUUCGCCUGGCUGAUAAGGACUACGAGUAUAUCGGCGAUGACUUCAAUAUAAAAGCGAACAUUACAAGUUAUGCAAUGGAGGAAAGGACGGUCCAGGUUAUGUUACUCUGUGAAAGUGUUCAUUACAACGGAAAAAGACACAAAAUCGUAAAACAAAAACAGUGCACUAUCAAAGUUCCACCAGGGGAGAAUGAACAGUUACAAUUAGGUGUAUAUGAGGAAGACUAUAUAGGGAAACUUGCGGAACAUACCUGUAUGAGACAAGUAGGUUAUUUAAGGGUCCAGGAGACAGAUCAGAUAGAAGCCUGUGUAGAUGAUUUCCUUCUACAAAAACCUCAUUUAGAAAUGACAGUACAAGAGACGGUUUACAAGGGAACGAAUUUCCCUCUGAAGUUAUUUUUCAAGAACCCGUUGCAUCGAACCCUGAAAAACUGUACUGUUAGUGUGGAAGGUGUUGGGCUUGAGUCCAUGAUGUUUAUCAAAAAGAUUGACAAUGUGCCUGCACAAUGUGAAUGGACGGGUAUAGUGAAUCUUAUGCCAGUCAAGAGCAAAAACUUGGAUAUAUCAGCUACAUUCCAUUGCAGAGAAAUGUUUGAUAUAAUAGGAACCUUAGUUGUGAAGGUUGAACACGAACGCGAAGAACAGAAGGACAUUCUCAACAGAAGUAUUCCGAGUGAUGCAACCGGAAGUGUUACAAUUCCAAAUAUAUCAACGAAUACUUCAAGGGUAUCUUUUCAUGCGUGAAAAAGAAGUAAAACAGAUAAAUCGAUUUAUAUAAUUAGUUAAAGGCAAGGACAUGGCUUGACUUUCAUGUCAACUUAAAUUGUGUUUGUAGCGGACCUGAAGGUUCCCAAAAUAAGGGCAUUCUUUCACCAAUCCCAUAGGCCUACUGAUAUACAAUGUAACAUUCUUAUACAAAUCACAAUCAGAUCAGAUCUGUUGAAAGAAGGUACGCUUAUAAUUGUGAAGCGGGUUGUGUAUUCUACUUUUUUUUCAUAAUCGUUUUAGCUCUGUUAAAUCACAGGAGUCUGAAAUUCCAUCAAUAAGACCAUAGAAGUCUAUAUUUACAAAAAAUACCCCCUAUAUAUAUAUAAAAUAAACACCAGGAAUGAAACGUCAAAAACCCAGGGUCCCCUGAAAAUACGCACGGAACACAGGGUGAUCGCAAUUUAGCGAGCGUGGUGAAGAAAUAACACU
Mercenaria mercenaria is the source of this 3014-nucleotide messenger RNA. Its product is annotated as hemocyte protein-glutamine gamma-glutamyltransferase-like. NCBI's taxonomy places the organism in Eukaryota, Metazoa, Mollusca, Bivalvia, Venerida, Veneridae. The transcript has 17 exons. The record is from RefSeq and is a predicted model, not a curated record. Bases 126 to 2561 code for a protein of 811 amino acids. Gene Ontology annotation, molecular function: protein-glutamine gamma-glutamyltransferase activity. Gene Ontology annotation, biological process: peptide cross-linking.